GUUUUGAAGCGAACUCGUCUGUUUCUCUGUUAUCUUCUGCGGGGAAUGUCCAGCGCUUCCACCCUCAAUGCUGUUUGUUUGGAACAUCACAAAAUCUUAAGUUUCUCAGGAAACAAAUUCGACAUUCUGAAGAUUGUUUCACUUUACAUGGAACUUCAAAUACUUAUUUUCUGGAGUUUUUUUUUUGGUUCCACAUGCGUUUCUGAUCAUCGCCGAGUGCUGCUGAGGAACACUACACUGACAGUGGCGUUAUAGAGACAUUAAUUAGAUUCAAUUAAGCUGAUAAAACUACGAUCAAUUUUUGUUACAUGGACAACAAUUGCACUUGUUUUCUAUAUGAGUGGGGAAAAUGAAGUCGCCGAUAGGCUGCUUAAAACAAGAUUUGAACCUCAGUUUGGAGAUUAAACGCUUUUUAAAAUAGCAUUUUUGCUUGUUUGGCAUCUAUGAUUUUAACGAAGCUAAAUGUAGCCGAAGGAGACCAGGAGGUGUUUGAUCCACAUGACUUGAGGAUUUUAACUAUUGGGGUUAAAUGGUUCUGAUAACGGACAACAGGGAUGGCGGAGGAUCAUCUCCAGGAAAGGUUAAACCACUUAAACAUGCUAAAAGCGCCCAGAUCGCUCCCACUAUCGUGGAGGAAUCACCUGAUCGAUCUGGAGAUAACGAUUAUGAUGAAUAUCUCGGCUCGGUCGAGUUGGAUGAGGACUUCGAGGAGUUGGAUGACUUCUCGGACCUGCCGGACACCAGGAGCAUCGCCUCAGAUGACUCCUUUUAUCCACCGGACGAUGACUUUGCUGACUCGGAGAGAACCCCUUCCCCGGAGAGUCCCGCACCGCUGUCCUUUUUUCAGGCGUGUUGCAACAACAACGCGCUCAUAGUAAAACUCAUGAUUAGACAAGGAGUCACGGAGGAGGAUGUACAGGAGACGGACAAAAACAACAGAACUGGACUAAUGGUGGCAUGCUACCAAGGGUACGUGGAUGUGGUGGUUGCUCUCUCCCAGUGUCCUCACCUGGAUGUGAACUGGCAGGACAAUGAAGGCAAUACAGCCCUCACCACCGCUGCUCAGGCGGGUCACAUCACAAUUACUAACUACCUACUCAACUACUUUCCCGGGCUUGACAUCGAGAAGAGGAACUGCCACGGUUUCACCGCUCUGAUGAAAGCUGCUAUACAGGGUCGAGUGGAAUGUGUCAGAGCCCUGAUGCUGGCAGGAGCUGACAUAGAUGCCAGGGACAACGGGAGGAAGUUCACUGCGCGUGAGUGGGCCAUCUUUACAAGCCGCUAUGACACUGUGUUAGCCAUGACGCGGCUGAUGCAGCAGCCAUGUGCGGAUCAGUUCUGCGACACCUAUCGGUCCGAGUGGCCCCUUCUGCCUGCGCUGGUGGCCAAAGCUCAGGCACCCAAAGGCUGCAUUCAGAAAAUUUCAGAGACACUACGUGACUUCUUUGACAUCAGUAACGUCACCGAGGCUUCAGAAGACGGGGUUCUGGAUCACAUGGUGCGCAUGACAACAUCGCUGGGGAGCCCGUUCAUCGCAACAGCAUGUCGAACGGUGUGUCCCGGCAGCCCGCCCUGUGUGGGAAAACGCCGGUACUCAGUUCAGGAGAUACUAAAAAAACAACGCAUCGAGCAGCUGAAAAGUCUGGGACCCGAGCGCCUCGAGAACUACAAACGUCUCUUCCAGAACUCCCGCAUUCUGCUAGUGCCCAAAUCGAAAGAUCGUCGUGCGAGUCUGCAACCCCAGGCCCAAUCAAACGGCUCCUCCUCUUCCUCCCCGGGCAUCCGCAGAGCCAGCCUGCUCCCCUUACACCUGCUGAGGAGGAGCAGCGUAAGGCCAGGUAUGGUGGUGCCCAAGAUGAGGAUUACCAAGGCACCUACGUCAAACUACGUGCCAGAAAAAGUGCGGCGGAAGAGCAGCUGUAUAGACGACCAGUUCCUCCAGAUCCCGAAGUGGAGAUACAAAGAACUGAAAGAGGAGCGAAAGAAAGCAGAGGAGGCAGAAAGGAAAAGACUGGAAGCCAUAACGAAGAGACAACUCACUACAGGCAAAAGGAAAUAAGUGUGUGCAAACAUACUGCUCAUCGUUUUAUACUUGAAAUGCAAUUUUGAUGUUGGAUUCAAAUUUAUUUGACUAACUAUUGUUCUCAUUUAUAUACACUUAAAUGCUUCUCAACUCCUCUUAACCUCUUUAAAAUAGAGUUAAGUGAAGGAUUUACUGUAGGACAGCUCCUUUAAUCCCUCUUCAUGUGUUUUGAGCAUCAGGAAAAUAGCUAACCAGAUUAGCUAAUAUGGGUACACUACUAAAACCAGAUGCUACUUUAUGUUUACAUUCUUAAAAUAGGGUUCUUUGAGUUUUUAGAGUUGUCCAAAUGCUAGCAUUGUCUCAGUUUUAACAGUAGCAUUGUGAAUGUAUUUAACAGACAUACUUUGUCAAUACCUCAUUUGUAAACUAUUUUUCUAAACGUUGUAGAUAUUGAUGGUAUUUCAGCAGCAGAUCUGUCUGUGUUUGCACACAUUUCAGAGACAAACGCUACAGACAAUCACCAGCAAGUAAUGCAAGACAGAAAAAGAGGUAGUGAUAUCAUGGAUCAGCAUCUUAUUUGAUUUUUUCUGUAUUUGUAUUUUAAUAAUUAUUUAUACUACUAAAGCACUCUAAGUACAUUACUUUAAUGACUAUGUUCUGAACCUAUACCUGUUCAAGAAAAACAAACAAACAUGUUUUGUCUUUUAUCAAAUGGUAUUUGCAACUACAUAUGGAGAGUGGGGUAUGAUGUGUCUUGCACACGAAAUUUUAGGAUUUUAUGUAUCAAGGGCCCAACAUACACUGCUGCCUGUGAUGGAGAGGUGCUUUUAAAAAAACUAAACAUUUCUUUGCAUGUCAAAGUAAAUAGUUCUAUAUGAAAGCCAACACAAAUGUAUACAGGUUUAAAAAUAUAUAUCAUACACACUACUGUUCAAAGUUUAGGGUAAAUGAGAAUUUUAUAUUGCUACAAAAGAUUUCUACUUACAAUAAAAUCUGUUCUUUUUAACUUUUUAUUAA
Cyprinus carpio (common carp) is the source of this 3040-nucleotide messenger RNA. RefSeq names its product ankyrin repeat domain 33ba. Gene Ontology annotation, molecular function: protein binding. The record is from RefSeq and is a predicted model, not a curated record. NCBI's taxonomy places the organism in Eukaryota, Metazoa, Chordata, Actinopteri, Cypriniformes, Cyprinidae.